AUGCUCCGCGUAUCGUCACCCUUCACUUCUCGCCUUAGUGUCCGCCAGCUACUUUUCUCAAGGAGAUCCUUAACCCAAUUUCACCGACUCUACACUUCCCAACCUCAACCCCAGCAUCAGCAUACAAAAUGCUGUUCGAAGAACGAGAAGGAGAAGGAGAAUGAGACUCAAAACUCUGUCCUCACACUAUCCUUCUGGUCAUCUAAAACAGGUUGGAAGCGCGCAGCUAUCAACACCCUGCGCUGUCUGGCGGGCUGCACACUAGGUGAUUUCUCGGCGCUGUGGGUGCUCCAAAGUUUCUAUGCGCAUUGGGGGAUGGGUGCUAUUAUGGGUGUUUCUAUGGCGAGUGGAAUCACCACGUCAAUUCUUCUGGAGACUAUCCUCCUCCGACGGGGAGCGGACAAACUCCCCUGGGGACUAGCAUUUCGAACUGCGACGGGUAUGAGUCUCGUCUCCAUGUUGGCCAUGGAGACGGUGCAGAAUCUGGUGGAUUUCCAUCUCACCGGAGGUGCGGUGCUGCUGGACGAUCCGCGGUUUUGGGCGGCUGCGCUGGUGUCGAUGGGUGCUGGGUUUUUGGCCCCAAUGCCGUAUAAUUAUUGGCGGUUGGUCAGGCAUGGGCAGAGUUGUCAUUGA
Messenger RNA from Aspergillus pseudoviridinutans, 633 nucleotides. RefSeq names its product DUF4396 domain-containing protein. The record is from RefSeq and is a predicted model, not a curated record. The transcript is spliced from 2 exons. The coding region runs from base 1 to 633 and encodes 210 amino acids. Lineage: Eukaryota; Fungi; Ascomycota; Eurotiomycetes; Eurotiales; Aspergillaceae.